Molecule: messenger RNA, 6722 nt
Organism: Xyrauchen texanus (razorback sucker)
Lineage: Eukaryota; Metazoa; Chordata; Actinopteri; Cypriniformes; Catostomidae
Product: amyloid protein-binding protein 2
Exons: 13
Coding region: 214-1980 (588 amino acids)
Biological process (GO): intracellular protein transport
Molecular function (GO): protein binding
Source: RefSeq, a predicted model, not a curated record
GCAUCUCGAUCGGGGAUGAGCUUUAAACAUGAGAGCGUAACCUCUGGGUUGUGUUCCCUAUCAAAACAGUUUUGAUCUCAAAAAGCUCUUCCAGCAGCUGGUGUGUAUGAGGAGCAAAAGCGCAAAGCGAUUUACCUCGAUCAGGUAGUGAAGGAGGUGAAAGUAGGAGUGGAAGAGGGGGGGCAGUGGCUGGAUUUGCUGAAAGAAAACAAUAUGGCCGCGGUGGAGCUGGAAUGGAUCCCAGAGACCCUGUACAACACUGCUAUCUCAGCCGUGGUCGAUAACUACAGCCGAGCGCGACGGGACAUCCGCUCUCUGCCUGAAAAUAUACAGUUUGAUGUGUACUAUAAGCUUUACCAGCAAGGCCGGCUCUGCCAGCUGGGUGGGGAGUUCUGUGAGCUGGAGGUCUUCGCCAAAGUUCUCAGGGCCUCUGACAAAAGGCACCUCCUGCACCACUGCUUCCAGGCUCUGAUGGAUCACGGCGUGAAAGUCGCAUCAGUCCUGGCCAACUCCUUCAGCCGUAGAUGUUCAUACAUUGCAGAGUCUGAUGCGCAUGUAAAAGAGAAAGCUAUACAGUUCGGCUUUGUUUUAGGUGGCUUCUUAUCAGAUGCAGGCUGGUAUGGAGAUGCAGAGAAAGUCUUCCUGUCGUGCCUCCAGCUGUGCACACUACACGAUGAGGUUCUACACUGGUAUCGUGCGGUGGAGUGCUGUGUGAGGUUGCUUCAUGUGCGUAAUGGCAACUGCAAAUAUCACCUGGGAGAAGAAACUUUCAAGCUGGCCCAGUCUUACAUGGACAAACUAGCCAAACACGGCCAUCAGGCAAAUAAGGCUGCUCUGUAUGGAGAACUGUGUGCCCUGCUGUUUGCCAAAAGCCACUAUGAUGAGGCAUAUAGGUGGUGUAUAGAGGCUAUGAGGGAGAUCACAGUUGGCUUACCCGUGAAAGUAGUAGUUGAUGUUCUGAGACAAGCCUCUAAGGCUUGUGUUGUUAAGCGGGAGUUUAGGAAAGCUGAACAACUGAUAAAGCAUGCAGUGUUUUUAGCACGGGAGCAUUUUGGGCACAAGCACCCGAAAUACUCAGAUACACUACUAGAUUAUGGAUUUUACCUCUUAAAUGUGGAUAAUAUCUGUCAAUCAGUGGCUAUUUACCAGACUGCACUCGAUAUUCGGCAGUCAGUGUUCGGGGGAAAGAAUAUCCAUGUUGCCACGGCACAUGAGGACCUGGCCUACUCUUCCUACGUCCAUCAGUACAGUUCUGGUAAAUUUGACAAUGCACUAUUCCAUGCAGAACGUGCCAUAGACAUCAUAACUCACAUACUCCCUGAAGACCAUCUGCUGCUGGCCUCAUCCAAGAGGGUGAAAGCCCUGAUCCUGGAGGAGAUUGCCAUUGACUGCCAUAAUAAAGAAACGGAGGAACGUCUCCUGCAGGAGGCCCAUGAUCUGCACCUCUCCUCCCUCCAGUUGGCCAAAAAAGCCUUCGGAGAGUUUAACGUUCAGACGGCUAAACACUACGGCAACCUGGGUCGCCUCUACCAAUCCAUGCGCAAAUUCAAGGAGGCAGAGGAGAUGCACAUCAAGGCCAUUCAGAUCAAGGAGCAGCUGUUGGGGCAGGAGGACUAUGAGGUGGCACUGUCAGUGGGACACUUGGCCUCACUCUACAACUAUGACAUGAAUCAGUAUGAUGAUGCCGAGCGCCUCUACUUGCGCUCCAUUGCCAUUGGCAAGAAGCUGUUUGGGGAGGGUUACAGUGGACUGGAAUAUGACUACAGAGGCCUCAUAAAACUGUACAACUCCGUUGGAAACUACGAGAAGGUCUUUGAGUACCACAACAUUCUGUCCAACUGGAACCGUUUAAGGGACAGGCAGUUUGCCGUAGCUGACGCGCUGGAGGACGUCAACACGAGCCCCCAGGCCACAGAGCAGGUGGUGCAGUCUUUCCUGUUGUCCCAGAGCCACGGAGCAGGACGCUCCUGCUUGGGCUAAUGGCCGGAAUGCCCACUGCUCAGCUCACAUAGAUGGUCACACACACCCACCCUCAUUAUUACACACAUUCACACAGAUUUAUUUACAUGUAGUCAAGAAGGGCAGGGAGUGCUGUUAUCAAGAGCUUUUCAAGCUCGGACUUGACUGUCAGUUUGCUCGUACCAGCAUCUCCCCUCGCCUUGCUCAUUUACAUUAUAAUGGGAGAAAAAUCAUUCCACAUUUCCACUAACACGAUGGAUAAGCAACCAUUUGUCGAAUUUGAUUCUCUAAUGGCUGAAGACUUAAGAAAAACUAAGCAGUCCAACAUAGAGCUUUGCUCACGGAAAUGCCCUUUGAUUUUGUGUCACGUGUUUUUGAUUAUUGGAAUUUUAUUUACAUUUAUUUUGUAUCUAAUGGAGAGGCGCUCCACACUACAGGAAUAGUUUGUUGAUUACUGCAUCAUCUAUUUGUGGUGAACAUUGCUUUUUGCAGCACCCACUGAAUGAGAUUUGAUGGGAAAAGCACCAUCACUCCUAUAAAUGAGUGUGAACAUCCGUAAACAUACAUGUCCCCAUUAACACAAGGAUUAGAGGUUGACUUCAUGUAAUGCAAAGCUUUGCAUUGAGGAUUACCUGUGUGCUCUCUGGAAAAUGAGUCAUGUUACAUUAUGGACCAUUAUUUUGUUGUUUUGUUUUGUUUCCAUUUUUUUAUUAAUGAAUUCAUGUUAUCUAUGGACCAGUGGGUUUACAAUUGUUCUAGAUACCUUGUUUUAAUCUCUCUCUCUCUUCUGGUUUUGUAUUCCCUUAGUACUGACAUAGCUUAUUUUAAACUGCCAAUAAUUUAUAUGCAAGGUAUUCUACGAUUUGUAGGUGUAACAUUGCAAAUGGAUGAGCCAAAACGACUUCUGUUAAUAAUAAGUGAGACUACAGCUAACGUCUUUUGCCAUAACAAGUAAAUGGAGUGGGCGACAGGUUUGUGAAGCUGGCUUUCUUGCAGAGUGGAACCUUUUUAACACAACACAUUCACAUAAACACAAUAAGCUGGAGUGGUGGUAGCAACAGGAUCAGGUUUCCUAGGUCGUCAUUAUCCUUUCAGAGCUCAGCCCUUGGUGGCGGUGAUUAACACCCCUGGCCUGCUGCCAGCUGACUGGACACACAGAGGAAAGGGCUGAGCACAGCACCUGUCUUUGUGAAGAGGUACCACUGCAGGGGAACCAGUGGGAAUAGUUUGCAAGGGGAGCAAAUCAAUGCACAUUUGUAGUGCUGGUGCUUCUGAUAUUACGAUGAGGCUGAAAUAGAUAUUUGCUAAAUGCACCUGUACCACUGUUCUCCAAAUCCAAAUAUCUAUAAAAUCAUCACAGACUCAUAGAAAAGCUUUGCUCCGACUCAAAUUUAAAAGAUAAACAUUUCAAAUUAAGCCCCGGGAGUCACAGCUAGGCCUCUAGAGUGUGUUUCGUGGUCAUGCCAUCAAAAUAACAAAUGCUUAAUUGCAUAAUAUGACCACUCAUUAAAUUGGCAUUCCAUUAUGUCACCUCAUAGAACUCUCAUUGUUUUUGAAUCUAAAGAAACAAAGCAUUAACACAGGCUAGGAACCAUUGAGACCUAUAAUUUAGUAUGUGCUGUUAAAUGUCUUUUUGCCGCUUUGUGCACGCAAUGCCCCCAACCAUGGCAGCAGCUGAAGACCCAGCCUUAGACUUAAAGGGCUCUCAGCUGGUGAGGAUCUACUUUGUUAGCCUUGUCAAGAAGCUUGCUCCACCUGUGGCAUUUCGAAUACUGCAACGUUUCAGCUAGCCCCAUUUUAACUAAUAUACAGAGCAACAGAUCACCCAUGUGAGGGACAUUGUAAUGUAGUCACCUUCACUCCCAAGAAAUCCCUUCAUUGGCACAUAUAGAGGUUUAAUCUCAAAUAAUCCGAUUUCUCUUGUGUUCUCAAUACCAUAUAGGAGAAAUGAGGAAUCAGAAUGGAGUUAUAGGAAGGAGAAGAAUUUGCCUUGGUCAAAGAGAUGAAGAUGGAGUAACGGAAUAUUGUAACAAAUAAACUGUGAUCUUGAAAACUUUGUAAGUGCGUUUCAGUUGAAUGUUUGCCGUAAAUGGACUGAAUUAGUAGACUUCUCAAAUCAGAGGGUUUAGGUGAACCUCUAAACUAUGAACGUCAGCUGUGAAAAUAAAGCACAGAGAAGCGGAGUGGAUCAUGAUUGAAUUUACAACGUAGCUCUGAUUGCUUUCGUCUGUAUGUUGAUUUAAUGGGAUAGUUCACCCAAAAAUUACAAUUCUUAAAUCAUUUACUCACCCUUAUGACAUACCAGAUGACUUACUUUCUUCUGCAGAACUCAAAUUAAGAUAUUUAUAAGAAUAUUUCAGCUCUUUUGGUCCAUACCAUGCAAGUGAAUGGGUGGCAAAAUUUUGCAAAAAAUCACAUAAAUUAUCAUAAAAGUAAUCCAUAAGACUCCAGUGGUUAAAUCUAAUGUCUUCAGAAGCGAUAUGAUAGUUGUAGGUGAGAAACAGAUCAAUAUUGAAGUCCCUUUUUACUAUAAAUUCUCCACCCUGCUCAGUCAGUCUCCACUUUAACAUUCUUCUUGUGUUUUUGGUGAUUCACGUUCUUCAUGCAUAUUGCCCCCUACUGGGCAAGGAGAAACAUUUCUAGCAAAAAAGGACAAGGAAUUGAUCUGUUCUCAACCACACCUACCAUACCACACCUACCAUAUCACUUCUAAAUAUGGAAUGAAACACUGAAGUCAUAUGGAUUACUUUUAUGUGCUUUUUGGAGCAUCGAAAUGUUGGUAUUAAUUCACUUGCAUUGUAUGAACCUACAAAGCUGGGAUAUUAAUCUAAACAUUUUAAUUUGUGUUCUGCAGAAAAAAAGAACAUACACAUCUAGGAUGGCAUAAGGGUGAGUAAAUGAGAUAAUUUAAAUUUUUGGGUGAACUAUCCCUUUUAAGGGCUCAUUUGUCAACCUCAAUUGGCAUUUCAUGGUUGGAAACAUAAAUUGGUGAUAGACAUUGAGGAGCUAUCAAAAUUUUGAGACUGUUAUUGAUCAGAAUGGGCUGCAAUCCCCUGGAACAAAGUGCUUUUUGGUCAAACGUUCUCUUUGCAUGUUUAAGUAAUUAUGUGUACAUAGAUAUAGAUGCAUAGCUACAAGUGUUUAAUGUCUCGGUGAGCUUCAUUGUGAUGUACACACAAAAAAUACACGUGUUGUUGCUCAGAGCAGUUAAUACUGUAAAUACCCCAGGGAUUGAUAUUCAUUAAAAAAAAACUUUGCUAUUACAAAGUGUUGAAUUGAUCAUGGAAAUUAAUGAAGAGUAUCCUCUGACAAAAAAGGCAAUCAAUCAAUGCGCUAAAUAAAUAACAGAACAUGUCGGCUUUGUUAUACACAGGACAUGCAGUGCUGUGCAAAAGUUUUAGGCACUUGGAAAAAGUUUUGCAUAGUGAGGAUGUCUUCAUAAAUAAUUUUAAUUUGUCAAUUAAUGUCAUACAAAGUCCAGUAAACAAAAACAAAAAAACUAAAUCAAUGUUUGGUGUGACCACUUUUACCUUCAAAACAGCACCAUUUCUCCUAGGUCACAUCUGGACACAGUUUUUCUUGGUUGUUGGCAGAUAGGAUGUCCCAAGCUUAUUGGAGAAUUUGCCACAGUUGCUUCUGUCUCUUAUUGUAAUCCCAGAUGGACUCAAUAUUCAGUGGUGGGCUUUGCAAGGGCCAUGACAUCUGUUGCAGGGCUCCCUGUUCUUCUAUUCUAUUUGCAAAAUAAAUGUUUGGAAGACAAAAAUGUAUAUUACCUAUUGACACACUAAAGCUGAAAAUAUAAAUAACUAUCUUAAGACAAAAGUUUUUAUGAAACAUCUUAUGUCUUUUACACAGUACUGUACUAAAGCUGUUGAACUUCAUCUCUCACUGAAACCCUGAGCUGUCCUUCAAAGCCUGACCUCAGAGAGUUGGAGAAUUAAAUUACGGGUUGAAAAAGGGAUUACUAACUAUGGAGAUGCUCACUGUAUGAAACGGCGUUCAUCAUAGUGAAUACUGAGUGAUAAAGAGGGGCCUUUUUUAACAAUGCUGAUUAUCUUAAUGAAAUCCUCACAUUCAUUUGUUUGCAAUGUGUGUAUGCAGUCAUGCAUAGUUUGCGAUUUAGCCAAAGUGCUGUUUCAGAUUACUCAUUCUACUAUUGCAUCGGAGUGGUAUUCUGAGCAUCAGAUAGGAGGAUGAGGAUCCUAAGUGGAUUUGAGCUCAUGAUUUUGUUUUAAAUAGCUGUUUGAGUCUGAAUAUCCAUUCAAGACACUCUAGAAGUGUUUUUGAUUAAGUCCAAUGAAAAAGCAAAGGAAAGUAAUUGUGUUGUUAAAUUGAAACUGACUGUUACCCUAGAAAUGUCAGUAACCUGUGCCACAGCGAGUCUCUGCUUGGAUACUCUUCAUGUAGGGUUUAUUCAUUGGCUGUAUGUAACUCACACUUCAGUAGAGUCUGCUGUACUUUGUACAUCUGUAAUCACCAAAUCAUUAUUAAACUCAUUUGUAUCCACGAUUGUGAAGAUAUGUAACCACUUCAAACACAAAAAACAAUGUAGAGCUGUCUAAUAGACUACAAUGAGCAAUAUUGCUUUUGAAGUAUUAAAUGCUUUAUUUCUUGCCUUUAAGUUGAUAAUUCUCCACCUGUUCUUGAAUUCAGUAUGAUGUUAAAAGUCCAUGACUUGAAUGAAUGCAACAGAAGAUCCUACAGCAACCACAGUAUUGUGUGGAUUAGUGGCUGAACCCAAAAAAAGAAGAAUAAAAGACUAU